Cryptococcus wingfieldii CBS 7118 is the source of this 717-nucleotide messenger RNA. Its product is annotated as endoplasmic reticulum protein. Gene Ontology annotation, cellular component: cytoplasm. The transcript has 3 exons. The record is from RefSeq and is a predicted model, not a curated record. Lineage: Eukaryota; Fungi; Basidiomycota; Tremellomycetes; Tremellales; Cryptococcaceae. Bases 1 to 717 code for a protein of 238 amino acids. Gene Ontology annotation, biological process: import into nucleus.
AUGACGACUCCUACUUCCCUCACGCUUGUCGGCGCUACAGGUCUCACGGGAUCGCGCACCCUCAAGUCCCUCCUCGCCUCGCCCCAGGCAUUCAACAUCACCACCAUCACCCGCCGUGCGACCGAGAACAGUGCGCCAGCCAACCCGUUGACCAAGGUCACUUCCCGCCUCUUCCCCUCUCUCUUUGACGCUCCCGCCGACAAGGAGCGAUUGGUGGAGAGCGGGGGUGUGUACGUUUCGUGCUUGGGCACGACUCGUGCGGCUGCGGGGGGUACUGCCGGGCAGGAAAAGAUUGAUUUGGUGCUCAACCGCGACUUGGCCAAACGAGCCAAGGAGGACGGUGCUUCCACUAUCAUCCUCGUCUCCUCUGUCGGCGCAUCCCCCGAUUCUCGCAUGUUCUACCCUCGUAUCAAAGGUCAACUCGAAGCCGACGUCAAAGCCCUCGCUUUCGACCGUACCGUCAUUCUCCGACCUGCUACCCUUCUCGGCGCCAGGACCGAGUCCAGGCCAAUGGAGUAUAUCGCGCAGAACCUCUUUAAGGGCUUGAGGAAGGUUGGUUUGCCCAUGGAUAGUCUGGCUAUUGAUGCUGAAGAUGUUGGAGCUUGUAUCGCGCAUCUCGCUGCCAACCCGUCGACCGAGAAAUUGCUUGUAAUCGAUGGUCACGAGAUCAUCGCCAACGCCAAAUUGUACCGCGCCGCACAGUCGACAUCUGCCUAG